AUCUCCAUCGAUGCUCCUCUUCGACAUCUUGCGUAAAUUGUUCAAGUUCAAUCAAGCUUGGGCGUUUGAUUUUCAACGUUCGCGGCCGCAACAUUUUGUCGAACCCGGUAAAUUCUCGGCGCGCUAGAGACCUCCGCAUCAACCUUGUGAAGCAGCAGCGAGCCCUACUUUCCAGCCCCAUCAACCCUUCGCCUUCCACAAGAUCGCCCAUUGGUGUGUGUUAUUCAGACACCAUGUAUAACAUUGCCCGCGCCCGGCCGCUGUCCCGCGCUCUCAGAGCAGCUGUUGACACUCCAUUAAAGCGCUCCGCGGUACAACAGAGGAGAUGCCUAGCGAUUCACGAAUAUAGGUCCGCAUCGCUGCUCGAAUCGUACGGUAUCGGCGUACCCAAGGGUGGUGUCGCGACCAGCGGAGCAGAGGCGGAGAAGAUCGCAAAGGAAAUCGGCGGAGAGGAUGCUGUUAUCAAGGCCCAGGUUCUUGCCGGUGGCCGAGGAAAGGGCACCUUCGACAACGGCUUCAAGGGCGGUGUCAGAGUUGUCUACUCUCCCCGCGAAGCAUCUAUCCUCGCCGACCAGAUGAUCGGUCACAAGCUGAUCACCAAGCAAACUGGAGCUGCCGGCCGGCUCUGCAAUGCCGUCUACAUCGUCGAUCGCAAGUUCGCGCGCCGAGAGUUCUACCUUGCCAUCCUCAUGGACCGCGGCUCGCAAGGCCCCGUCAUUGUCGCUUCGUCGCAAGGUGGUAUGGAUAUCGAGACUGUCGCGAAGGAGCACCCCGAGGCUAUCAUCACAACCCCAAUCGACAUCCACAAGGGCGUCACCGACGAUAUUGCGCGCAACAUCGCCACAGAGCUUGGUUUCUCGGAACAGUGCAUUGAGGAUGCCAAGGACACCAUCCAGAAGCUGUACCAGGUCUUCAUGGAGAAGGACGCUACCCAGAUCGAGAUCAACCCUCUGUCUGAGACGACCGAUCACCAGGUCCUCGCCAUGGACGCCAAGCUAAACUUCGACGACAACGCCGAUUUCCGUCAGAAGGAAAUCUUCGAAUGGAGGGACAUUACCCAGGAGGAUGCUGAUGAGGUCAAGGCCGCCAAGGUUGGCCUGAACUUCAUCAAGCUGGACGGUGACAUCGGCUGCCUUGUCAACGGUGCCGGUCUGGCCAUGGCGACCAUGGACAUCAUCAAGCUGAACGGUGGCGCGCCCGCUAACUUCUUGGACGUUGGCGGUGGUGCUACACCCGAGGCUAUCCGACAGGCUUUUGACCUGAUCACCAGCGAUCCUAAGGUUACUGCUAUCUUCGUCAACAUCUUCGGUGGUAUCGUGCGAUGUGAUGCUAUUGCCAAGGGUCUGAUCCAGGUCGUUCACGAGAUGAACCUGAAGACACCUGUUAUUGCUAGGUUACAGGGUACCAACAUGGAGCAGGCGCAUAAGCUGCUCAACGACUCAGGCCUCAAGAUCUUCUCCAUCGACGACCUCCAAGCCGCUGCUGAGAAGUCCGUCCAGUUCUCCAAGGUCGUGAAGAUGGCUCGUGACAUCGACGUUGGUGUCGAAUUCACUCUCGGUAUUUAAACACCUUUCCAGCUGAGACUUCGUACUUGAUGCUUGAUGCACCCGUAACCGAGUGAGCGAUCAAGAAGUUUUUCAUACAUGGGCACGGUCGAUAGUGUGUUACUGGAUCUAUUGAACCAUUUGUAUAGUUUAGUACUCAUGUUUGUGCGUUGUGCCUUUUGCGCAAACGUGCGAGGAUGUAUUUAGAUGCAUGAGAGCGUUUCCCUGUUUGAACUUGUUUAGUGCAACCAUCGUCCGUCCCUCCGUCUUGAUCGUAACAGUCUGCGCCACCCUUUGCGGCCAUGACAGCUAACGUUUAUCAGGGUCUCAGCGCUAGAGCGUCUCCUUUGCAUCUUUCAUGGGACCCUUUCGAAAGUCACACAGCCCGGGAUUGCCGUUCCGUUGCGAUUACCCUAGUGUGAUGACAGACUGCGAUUGAACAUAAGAGAAUAUGGG
Cucurbitaria berberidis CBS 394.84 is the source of this 2000-nucleotide messenger RNA. RefSeq names its product succinyl-CoA ligase-like protein subunit beta. The transcript is spliced from 6 exons. Lineage: Eukaryota; Fungi; Ascomycota; Dothideomycetes; Pleosporales; Cucurbitariaceae. Gene Ontology annotation, biological process: succinyl-CoA metabolic process; tricarboxylic acid cycle. Gene Ontology annotation, cellular component: mitochondrion; succinate-CoA ligase complex. Gene Ontology annotation, molecular function: ATP binding; metal ion binding; succinate-CoA ligase (ADP-forming) activity. The coding region runs from base 234 to 1565 and encodes 443 amino acids. The record is from RefSeq and is a predicted model, not a curated record.